Messenger RNA from Talaromyces stipitatus ATCC 10500, 2637 nucleotides. RefSeq names its product mucin family signaling protein Msb2, putative. Gene Ontology annotation, biological process: hyperosmotic response; establishment of cell polarity; fungal-type cell wall organization. Lineage: Eukaryota; Fungi; Ascomycota; Eurotiomycetes; Eurotiales; Trichocomaceae. Gene Ontology annotation, molecular function: osmosensor activity. The record is from RefSeq and is a predicted model, not a curated record. The transcript is spliced from 2 exons. Gene Ontology annotation, cellular component: plasma membrane; cell surface; extracellular region. The coding region runs from base 1 to 2148 and encodes 715 amino acids.
AUGCGCUCAAUCAGCCUCGUGGCUCUUGCCGCGCUCUCGUGUGCGACCGAGUCUCUCGCAGCAGAAGUUCUGCGUCCCAAGUACUAUUUCCCCCGUGAUGUCAACCGACGUACCAACAGUACUUCAACUUCCACGAGCAGUGGUACUUCCAACGAAGUCGUUGUCCCCAUCUACGUCUACGUCGGUUCUGAUGGCCAAUCCACUACGACUAUCGUCGACCCUGUCACAACGCCAAGCCCGACCACUGUCGCUGCUGGUGCCGUGACAGCCGCCGCUGCAGGCUCUACGACUUCGCCAACUCCCGAUUUGUUGGCUGCUCUGGGAAGCCUGUUCGACCCAAGCACAACUCCGGCCGUAGGCUCUACAAGUGGUCUUCCUACUAGCGUCGUUCAGCCGACAGCUGCAACUUCCGCUCCAGUCACAGUCCCCGUUACAAGCGGUGCUGCAUCUGCCACAUCUACUAGCACCAGCUCAGAUGGGAACUUGGUUUCUGACCUUUUGGGAUCUAGUGGAUUGCUUGGUGGGCUAUCGCCCAGUUCAACCGCCUCGUUGAGCGCUCCUGGUAUCACGGUAGGUCUUUCCAGCAUCUACUCGUCUCCUGCGAUACCGACGGCGACCUCGUCUGUGCCUGCAUCCGUACCUGCAUCUUCUGUGUCCGCGUCCGCGUCUGCGUCUGCUAGUAGCACUAGCAGCAGCAGCAGCAGCACAAGUGAAGGUCUUCUUCCCUCUUUUCUGUCUUCACUUCUUCCUAUUGGUGCUACCACUACCAGCACCAGCACCAGCGCCAGCGCCAGCGCAACUGGAUCCAGCUCUGCCACAAUCUCUUCUCAGCCUACCACUUCAACUGGCCUUCCUUCUUUGUCAAUCCCCAUCUCCAUUCCCAGUUUGACAUUGACCUCGUCCACUGCUGUUAUCCCUACUGCUUCCAGCGGUUCGGCUACUAGCAUUCCUGUCAGCAUCCCUGUUAGUAUCCCUGUUAGCAGCAGCCCUGCUGUCCCUACGGCUACAACUUCUAGCCCGUCGUCCAGCGGUGCUGUCACGACAAAGGUCCCCGGUUCAUCUACAAGCGCUUCGUCCAGCAGCGCUUCUGCCUCAGUCUCGUCUUCUGCUCCUUUGACUGCUACUUCAGCAACUGUCGCUCCUUCUUCGAUUGCAGUGCACUCUUCAACAACACAGACCACCUUCAGCGCAUCCGAGACCUCUACUAGCACCACCGCUUCAACAGCCACCAGCGCCUCUUCAACGCAGACAACCCAGUAUAUCCCACCCCCAGUUCAAAGCCCGACCGAGACCAGCACUGGAACGACCGCCACGUCAUCCUCUGGACCUACGCAGAUUCCUCAGGCUAUUUCACCUCCAGGUGGCACUCCAGACACUCCUGAGAACUCUACCUUGGUUCAGUUCGGUUUCAACAAGGCCUUGUCAUGGGAGACUGUUGCUACAUCUGCCAAUUGGGCUGACCAAAUCUACUACUAUACCCCUAUCGGCGUUGCAUACGCUCUUGCUGACUCCACAAGCGACGUUGUCAACUACUGGCUCGGUUCGUACGAUACCAAGAGCACUCUCGGCUACGACACAACCAUUAUCAAGUUCUUCAUUCCCAGCGAUCAGAUCGACACUUUGAACGGUCUCCGACUCUUGCCAUCAUCCAACUUGUACAAGCAGCCUAACACACCCAAUGACCCACCUACAUACAACCAGGAGUCGAUUGUGAACCUUUUCUCUAUGCUCAACACUGACAUUCCCCUUGUUGCUCAACAACCUUCUGGAUCUGCCCCUUCCAGCAAGCCUGGCUCAAACGGAAACGGUGGCUCGACUGGUGGCAACAAUGACAACGGUUCCAACCCGGGCGAUGGUAGCGCAGCCAGCAGCAAUAACGUCCGCACCAGCUCUAUCGGCAUUGGUGUCGGAGCUGCUGCCGGUGCCGCUGCUUACGCUGGUGUCAUGUUCUACGUUGCCCGCCGUUACAGGAAGCGCAAGCAAUUGCACGCUCGUUCACCCUCGGUCACCACCGCUGCCAUGAGCGAUGUUGGCGGUGCAUCCAUGUUUGCUCAAAAUGCUCGCAUUUCACACAAUAGUGGCCGAAGUGGUCGUACUGCUAUGAUCAGUGCACCUGUCAUGUCCGAAAACUCUUUGGGAUGGAACUAAUCUGAACGACGUAUCAAACUGACUUGUUUUUUCUUUCUCGCACAAUCAAAUUUCACCCUUGUCCUUACCACCGCCUAUCCUGUAUUUUUUUUUCCCCGACAACUAUCGACUUCGCUAUCGACAGAUUUCCUUAUAUUUUCAUUUCCUCUUCCAUCUUCUCUCAUGGAAUUUCUGAACUUUCAAUUAUUCCCCAUUACGUUUUAACUUUUUCUCUUUUUCUAUACAAUCGUCAUACCCCUUACUUAUACCUAUAUAUGUAUAUGUCUAAGGUGUUACCAUUCUCUUUCCCGACCUCUGGGGGUCUUUUUUCCUUCUUAUCAUAUGACUUCCUAGUUGGAAGUACCUUGAUGAAUCUUGUCUUUUUACGCAAGAUGCAUUCUAUGGCUUGCGACUUCUUGUACAGAUGUAUAUUUGAUAUAGUGAGGUGGUAGAUGUUUGAAUUAUGGUGGAGGUGAUGUUGAGUUGGGUUUAAUGAAUACUUUUACUUUU